GAAAACAAUUUUAAAGCUGUGCUUGAAACGAUUCGUGACUUGAUGCAAAGUGAAUUGGUUGUACCAGAUUGGUUGCAUAAUAUUUUCCUGGGUUAUGGUCUUCCUGGUAGUGCUCAUUAUACUAUGAUGAAAAACCUACCAAAAGAAAUUGACUUUAGAGAUACUUUUUUGGAUUAUGAUCACCUUGUCGAUAGUUUUCCUGGAAAAAAAAUAGUUCCAAUGAAGGAUUUUGAAGCACCAUUUUCUUCUCCUUAUGUUCUUCAAUUUCCUGAAUCUUCUAAGAGCAAUGAAGAUACGACCAUAGUACGUACAUACAGUAUACCAAAUAUGGGACCUUACCCUUUCAAUCUACCGAAGAAAAAUACAAUAAGGUUCACUCCAGUUCAGGUGGAAGCUAUUAAGUCAGGAACAAACCCAGGAUUAACAUUAAUUGUUGGCCCACCGGGUACCGGCAAAACAGAUGUAGCUGUUCAAAUUAUCGCCAACCUUUACCACAAUUUUCCUGAUCAGCAUACUUUACUGGUUACUCAUAGCAAUCAAGCUUUGAAUCAAUUGUUUGAAAAGAUAAUGGCACUUG
Molecule: messenger RNA, 577 nt
Organism: Racocetra persica
Lineage: Eukaryota; Fungi; Glomeromycota; Glomeromycetes; Diversisporales; Gigasporaceae
Source: the annotation of a GenBank genome assembly